AUGUUGCAAAGAGUUUUCGUCUCCCCACGGUGGCCUUUAUUCCUCUAUGCAGCUACAUGGACGGCCCUUUUGACCGCGACGGUGAUGGUGGCCUCGUUCUCGCCGGAGUUUGCUUUUGUCUCGGCCAUAACUCCGAGUUAUUCUUUCUCUAGUAUGUGUAAUUCAGAAGGGUCCGUGAGGGUUCCAUUGGAUGUUCCGGCGGAGGUGUUUUGUUUCCCGGCUCAGCUGUUUCGGAGAUCUAAGAUGGACUUGUUGGUUCCUCCGGUUUUCGCCGCCAUGAUCGUCGCUGGCUCAGCUUAUGUAGUUAGAGCUUUAGGGUUGUGGGAGGUGGAUAAUGAAACACAUUGAGAGAGAAAAGGAGAGAGAUUUGAUGAUGGGAUGGAUUCAUCACCUAACCUUGGAAAGGACAAGGAUGGCUUUUGAAGUUGACAAAUUUUUUGAAAUUGGUAUACUUGAUGGGGUUUAGAUGGAUUAGGUGUG
Messenger RNA from Ilex paraguariensis (yerba mate), 480 nucleotides. NCBI's taxonomy places the organism in Eukaryota, Viridiplantae, Streptophyta, Magnoliopsida, Aquifoliales, Aquifoliaceae. The record is from the annotation of a GenBank genome assembly.